AACGCGUGUAAUUUAGCUCCCUCCUAAAAAACUAGACUAUUGACUGAAAAAGGAACAGAAAUUAAGCUAAAUUUUGGAAACAGAGACAAAAAGUUUAUUUCGAAAGUCUCGAAGCCUUUGGCCGAAGAAACCACCGACAAACGAAAAAUACUACAAAAUUUCCUCGCCUAUGUUAUACCCGAACCGUUUUGCCGGUGAUUUUCUUACGCUGUUUCGUCGAUCAUUGGUUAUUGAUAUUGGCCGGGGAAAUCUGAUGAAGCCGGGAUAAAGGUGCCGAGAUGUACAAACUCCUGAGACGUGGCUCAGGGCGAACCUUCGCGCUCUGCGGGGUUGCUCUCUCCCUCCUCCUCUGCAUUUACUACGUCAGUCAGGCCCAGACCCCCCCGGCAGGUCCCACGAAUGUCCUCGGCGAGGGGCUUCGCUAUGACAGAAGCCCGACCUCCGUGCCGUCGGACCCUAACGAGGUGCCCGACGCCAAGGUCUCAUCCGAAAGCUGCCCGGUCAUCGUACCCAAGGAAACGGACAUCGACACUCAGGACAUAUUCAAGAAAUUCGACUUCCAGCCUUCCUGGAUGCGGAGUCGAGAGUACUGGGAUGACGCCUUUGAAGAACGCUAUGCAAAGUUGAAGAAGGACAGUCGUCGCCCUCCACUGAAGGUAUUCCUCGUCCCGCACAGCCACGCCGAUCCCGGAUGGUUGAAAACGUUCGAGCAGUAUUUCCACAGCUCGACGAGGGGGAUCCUCAACAACAUGGUUACCAAGCUCCAGCAGUGGCCGAAUAUGACCUUCAUAUGGAGCGAGGUUUCGUUUCUGUCGCUGUGGUGGGACAGCGCUCAUCCCACUAAAAAGAGGGCUGUGAAGAAGCUGAUCAAGGAAGGCAGAUUGGAAAUGACUACCGGCGGUUGGGUUAUGACUGACGAGGCGACAUCCCACAUUUAUGCGAUGCUGGACCAGCUUAUCGAAGGUCAUCAAUGGCUUAAGACGAACCUUGGUGUUGCACCGGAAUCCGGGUGGGCAGUGGAUCCGUUCGGUCACGGAGCCACCGUUCCGUACCUUCUCAAGUCCUCCGGGCUUUCGGGGAUGGUGAUUCAGCGGAUUCACUACGCCUGGAAGCAAUGGUUUGCGAAAAAACAGUACGGCGAUUUCCUCUGGCAACAACCUUGGGACAAGAACGGAGCGACGGGUAUGCUGACGCACAAUCAGCCCUUCGAUAUAUACAGCAUAAAACAUUCAUGCGGUCCGCAUCCCCACGUCUGUCUGAACUUCGACUUUCGGAAGGUGAACGGCGAGUACACCGAGUACUCGGUACGAGCGGUGGACGUGACGAAGACCAACGUCAAGCAGAUGGCUGAACUUCUUCUCGAGCAGUACUCGAGGACCGGGUCACUCUUUCCCCACAACGUCGUGCUGAUGCCUCUCGGCGACGACUUCAGGUAUGAUCAUCCGACCGAGUGGGACCAGCAGUAUACCAACUACAAGGCGCUCCUCGACUUCAUCAACGAAAGGAAAGACGAGUACAAUGCCGAGGUUGUGUUCGGAACGCCGAAGGAGUACUUCCAGGAGAUCGAAAAGAGGUAUCAGCAGUUCCCGACCCUAAAGGGUGACUUUUUCGUCUACUCCGACAUAUUCAGCGAAGGCAGGCCCGCCUACUGGAGCGGAUACUUCACGACGCGUCCGUACAUGAAGAUCUUGGACCGAGAACUCGAGGCGAAUCUGAGGUCGGCAGAGAUUCUAUACACGGUGGCAUUCAAUGUCGCCAAGCAGUCGGGUCAGGACGUAAAACUCUUCGAGACGUACUUCGAGAAGCUGGUCAAGGCCAGAAGAAACUUGGGCCUCUUCCAGCACCACGACGCCAUUACCGGUACGUCGAAAUCCUUCGUUAUGAAAGACUACGCUCUUAAGCUCUUCGAGUCGAUAUCCGACAUGACGAGCUUGCAGAGCUUCGUCAUACAGUCUCUGGCCGUUACAGCACCGAAAGGGAACUCCGUUUACGUUUUGCCAGAAUCGGACAGGGACAGCUACGAGAAGCUUCCCAAGAAGAUUCCGAUCGUCGUCAACAAUCUCGAGACGCGUCAGAUCCUUCUUUUCAAUCCGCUAGCUCAGACGCGGCAGGAAGUUGUGACCCUAAAGGUGACAUCUCACCUGGUCCGGGUUUUGGAUCCCCAAAAAAAUCCCAUCCCGUAUCAAAUUCUACCGGUUAUGAACGCCACCAGCAUAACACAUGAUCUAUACACCGUCCUGUUUGUGGCGGAACUCCAUCCGCUGUCGAUCGCGGCCUAUCACCUCCAACACGUCGAGAAGGUGUCCGCCGACGUUCUGUCCAUGGUUUACUGUAGCCGGUGCGGAAAGGAUCCGCUCUUUCCGAUAAAGUCAAUGCAGACGGGGGACGUGCAGCUGGAAAACAUCAGGAUGAAGCUGCUCUUCGAUGGUCAAACAGGAUUCCUGAAGACCGUUACAAAGAAGACUUCCGGCAAGAUAAUGCAGUGCGGAAUUCAGUUCGCUGCCUAUCCUUCUGCCCAAUUUCACAGCGGUGCCUAUCUCUUCAUGCCCGAUCCGAAUCUGCGUGACACCGACAAGGACAUCCUCGAGGCUUACACUCCUAAUCAGAAAAUCUACAUCGUCUCUGGGCCGCUGAGCUCCCGGCUUACGGUGGAGUAUGGCAAGCUCCUGGUUCACCACGUGUCCAUUUACCACGUGGACAAUAGCCUGGGUGAGGCGAUCUUCCUCAAGAACGUUGUGGACUUUGAGACACCGCCGAAGAACAGAGAGACCGAAAUGUUCAUGAGGAUACAGACCGACAUACAGAACGAAGAUCCGCCCGAGUUUUACACCGACUUAAACGGCCAUCAGAUGCUGAAGAGGACUAAGAUCGAGAGGAUCGGUAUAGAAGGGAACUACUACCCCAUCACCACUAUGGCCUACAUCGAAGACGCGACCCACAGGCUUACCCUGCUGGUCAACCACGCCCAGGGUGCCGCCAGCUACCAGCCAGGCUGGCUCGAGGUGAUGCUGGACAGGAGAACCCUCUACGACGAUUCGCGGGGGAUGGGCGAGGGUCUCCUGGAUAAUCGGAAGACCGUCGUCAAGCACUGGCUGCUCCUCGAAGACAUCAAUAACGGGAACGGAGACAGUUACUCCCGGGCGUCGUUGUUCGCCAAUCACAUGAGCAACGCGCUCAACUACCCCGUAAACGUCUUCGUUUUAUCGGUAGACGGUACCGAGCAGGAAGUCAAGGUCAGUCCGGAGACCCGCCUGGUCAGCCAUAGCUUUCCGUGCGACGUUCAUCUGAUGAAUCUGCGGACCAACCAUGACCAAAAACUCUCCCAUUUCCCAACCAACACCGCGCUGAUGGUUCUCCAUCGACAGGGCUACAGCUGCGCCGUCGGUACCGAUACUGUAUUCAAGAACUGUCCACUUGGCGACCGAUUUUCACCUGCCACUUCGUUCUACUCCCUCAACGCUAACGUGACCAAGACUUCUCUGACCGGGACCAAAGCUCACAAGCAGCUGAACGAUGGUUUCAGAGAGAUCGGUAUCGUCCCCAUGGAUGUCGAGACGUACAGUAUACGGUUCGUGUAACAACGCGGUCCCGCGGAUGGUCUUUCCCUGACCAUUCAUUCAGAGUCUGGACGUUAACGAGGAGUGAUUGCUUGCCUCGAUUGGGAUGCAACAUGAUUCGGGCCCGGCCAAGCAAUCUGACCAUUAUUAUGUUACAUUCGGUUUUCGUAUAAAUACUAAGAAAUAUCAUCGUAGAUAAGUUUUAUCUCCAAGUAUUAUACCUCUUGUCACUGAAUGCAGGCGUCUUCCGGUAUGUUGCAUCCGGCCAGUUGGGGCUCGCAACUUGUAAUUCUCACGUGUACAUAUCAGCCUGAUUAACUCGACUAUAUUUAUAUCAUACUCUCUGCCUAUUCCGAAGAUUAUAUUAUACCUACACAACCGAGAAAAGACAGGGAAAUAAAUCAAGUAUUAAAACUAACGUAUUUUCGUAUAAUAACAGGUAUUUAAAACCGCGGCGAGAGACAUAAGCGAUGUAUUGCUGCACAAAACGAUGCGAUAUUCUCGCGGUUUGAUACCGCUAAUUAAAAAGUAUUAAUCAUGACUUUUUCCACACAACAUAUCUGAUUCGCUUCUGUGAAUACAUUUUCAAACUGCGUGUACGAAGUCAGAUUUUCGAUGAAAAGAAUCU
Molecule: messenger RNA, 4185 nt
Organism: Diprion similis
Lineage: Eukaryota; Metazoa; Arthropoda; Insecta; Hymenoptera; Diprionidae
Gene: alpha-Man-IIb
Product: alpha-mannosidase 2
Exons: 5
Coding region: 279-3578 (1099 amino acids)
Biological process (GO): N-glycan processing; mannose metabolic process; protein deglycosylation
Cellular component (GO): Golgi membrane
Molecular function (GO): alpha-mannosidase activity; carbohydrate binding
Source: RefSeq, a predicted model, not a curated record